CACAUCCUGCUUCAAAACAUCACCACGCACCUGAGCAUCUGCCUCCGUAAUCUAUUCCGCGGUUUCUCCAAGUUUCGUCUAGCCAACUUGCUUAAUCACUCUGUUUGAACAAGGCUACUCAAACGACCACGUGACUCAUCAUCAUUAGGUUAUCUUUUGCUACAUUCUCCUCAUAAAGUUGUCUUGGGUUCUCACUUGGGGGUCGUUUCCGGGUUCCUUUAAAUACAUCUUUGAUCAGCGAUGUCCUCAUGGCAAAUCUUCAAUUAAAAGGACCUCGCAAUGAAGAUACAGGCCCGGUUAAGUACUUUUCCACAUUCCUGCGCUCCAGUGGUGAGGAGGCUGACGGACUUCUCGUCACUUUCCAACUUGGGGACCAGCUACGACGUUGUUUCACGGACAAGAACGUGAGUAUAGAGGGCGUCUAUGAUCCAAUAUUCUCUACCUGUACUGAUACAAAGAAAAUCGGGGACAAUCCGUGCCCUGGACUCUCAAUUCCUCCCGCAUCAAAUGCGAAUAAUACACCUGCUUCAUUAAUAGGGCCAUCGCUAAACGGCUUGAACGCAGCCCCAGUACAAGCAAGGGAAGAAGUGGAUACCGACAGUGACAUUGAAAUUAUAGAAGUUAGGCCCGCACAGCGCAUGCGGCCGGUGCAUAGUUCCGGCACCACUUGGGGCAGCACCAGUUCAUUUCAGAUCCGUCUGAGCGAUACGACAGGGUCAGACACGGAUGGUAAUUCUUCAAGUGAGCUCUCGGCACUUGACUCCCAAAUCAACCAGGUGCUCUCGCCUAAUCUCACGAUCUCAUCCCAAAAGCCGUAUUUUCAGCGACACACCACGCAGCCCAUCGAGCGAUCAGUGAAGAAUAUGCCGCCCAUACACAGUUUACUACCUGAGUUUUUCAAGCCACACGCAACAGUAAAGGGUCCACCCCCACCAGGAUACAGAAACAUUCCGCCCAAUUUGGUAUAUGCCAUAAAUAGGGAAUUGAACAUUUGGAUGGAAACGCCCUCGGACGAUGACAUAGAGAUGGUGGAAAAAUUAGUCUUCACUUUAAAGGAUCCCAUAGUCAAGACCAAAAUCAAACUCCCAAUUAAAGCGACCACGUGCCGGCACUUUGAGUGCUUCGAUUUUCAAACAUUUUGCGAGUUCCACGGCCUCAAGCCUGGAGUGAAAUCACUUUUGAAAAGCACUCUUGUCCAGCAAUCGAGAGAGGCAAGAGCAGCGGAAAACUUAUUUUUGAGGCAGCAGCAGAGGAUCGCGGCUAAGACACUCAGCUCUGACGCGCCCGAAAUCUUGUUCCCGUUCUUCUCGGAGCAUGGGCAGAUGUUCUUCACAGAGCUCUACAACAGAACACCUCCCCUUUACAAGUGCCCCUUGUGUGACGAAAAGUUUGGUCUCAAGCAGCUAUAUAUCAGCGAUAUCUUCAAUUUUUUUGUGAAGACCACGCCGCUGCACAUAACAAAAGUUCAGCUUGAGGGCGCCCGAUUUAAAAUCGUUGAGGACGACAAGUUGGAGAGCACGAAAGAAGAGGCGGAGAUUGUAGAUUUAUCUGAAGAAGACGAAGAAGAAGAAGAAGAAGAAGACAAGGAAGAAAGUGACAAAGAAAAAGAAGACAAAGAAGAAAGAGACGAAAGAGACGAAGGCGAAAAAGAGAAUUCAAAAGAACAAGAAAAAGACACUGGAGUCAAAGAACAAACUGGGAAUACAGAGAAUAGUGGUGUCGGAAUCGAAAGCAUGGCUUCAAAAAUUGGAACGUUAGAUACUGGAGAUACCGAGAAAGCGGACAGAUCGACGACUGCCGACGAUUUCAACGAUGGUCUAGAUGAAGUCUUAAUGACCAUGAGCAAAGGUGAUGGAAGCUGGAGCCAUCCUGUAACAUUAGACUAACCCCACUGACGACUAUGCGAUGACGCGUGCUGAUACGUUGUAUUAUGAAACUGAUCUUACUUAUCAAUAUUGAUUGCGCUAAACAAGAAUUUCAGGUCAUAUGUAACCACGCUAUAUGUCAGAUGAAUCUCGAGAAGAGACCAUCAUAUAUUAUUGCUUAUAUUUGGGAUAUACUCCUCGAAUGUCUCCACCGAAGAAAUGAGCUCUAGGCUCUAUCAUUUAUCAGAGUCUCCACCCUCUGCCUGCCUAUCAUGGAGCCAAGGUGCGUGAGCCCAGCUGUACAUGCAGGUACGCGGGAAGCCCCGAGUCACGUGGCAUCAUUCUUGACGUAAUUUGAUG
This is a messenger RNA of Metschnikowia bicuspidata var. bicuspidata NRRL YB-4993, 2225 nucleotides long. It is a transcript of the gene FGR3, whose product is annotated as Fgr3p. Gene Ontology annotation, biological process: protein sumoylation. The transcript has a single exon. The record is from RefSeq and is a predicted model, not a curated record. Gene Ontology annotation, molecular function: zinc ion binding; SUMO ligase activity. The coding region runs from base 249 to 1886 and encodes 545 amino acids. NCBI's taxonomy places the organism in Eukaryota, Fungi, Ascomycota, Pichiomycetes, Serinales, Metschnikowiaceae.